AAUAAACUGUUCGAAAGUUUCAAAUUCGAAUAGUGAGUUAUUGUUAAAUGAAAAAUUACGUAAUAUGACUGAAACUGAACAAACGGAACGUUCUCGAUGAAUAAUUCUGAUUUUCCGUCCAACUCUCCUCCUUGUGUUUACCUUCGUCAGAUUAGCCGCUUUGUUUAUAUUUUACGAUUGCCGUAUAUCCUUUGAAGAAGAUAUUGUGCUAGUAAUUGUCAACAAUAAAGAUUAUCAACUAUCUAAAAGUUUUGGAUUUAAUCUUCAAUUUAUUCUCUUAAUUCUUUAUUUCUCUUAUCGACUUCUGAUAAUAAGUUGUAGCGGAAGAUGAUUUUAGGGGGUGGACGAUUGUGAAAAAUUAAGUUUUGUUUUUUUAUUUUAAGAAAGAAUGGAUGGUGUUUGCGAAUCAAAAUUUUGGGAUCCCUCCUUAACAUGGAACACUACAGUACCACUUUUUACACCAUGUUUCCUAAAAGUUGGUUUAAUAUGGGCGCCAGUCGCAUUUUUUUGGCUGUUCAUUCCCUUAGAAAUUUAUUUUAUCUCAAAAACAAAAAAGAAAUCAAUACCAUGGUCUGUUCUCAACAUUUCAAAAUUGGUGAUAAUUUUUUUAAUGAUGGCUCUCACAAUUGGUGACAUGUCUUAUCAAAUGGUUCAAUUUUCAAAGACAGGCCAUGUUGCACCUUUUGAGUAUUACACACCAUUUCUUCUUUUUCUGACACUGGCUGUGAAUGCUUUUGUAACACUAUAUCAACGAAAAAAAGGAAGGAUUACUUCUGCCGUAUUAUCACUGUUUUGGCUUUUUGCUUGCAUUGGAACUGCUGUUGGUUAUUACACUUCAUUACAAAAGCUGUAUAAUGAGAAUCUUAAUUUUGAUGCAGAGUUUGAACAGUAUCCUUUUACAAUGUAUGUGCUGUACUUUGCCUUUUCGUUUACUCUAUUCGUGUUUCAUGGCUUUGCAGAUCUGAAGGAAAAAACUAGCGAAAGAGAAUCUCCUGAGGAAAGGGCAUCUUUUUGGUCUAAAAUAACCUUCUUUUGGUUUAAUCCCAUGGCUGCUUUAGGCUACAGGAAACCUUUGACUGCAGAUGAUAUGUGGGAUCUUCCAGAAGAAAAUACUUCUAAGUACUUACAAGCAGAAUUUGACAAAUAUUGGCUACCUUUGGUUAAUAAAGUCUUAAAUCAUCAAAAAAAAGUAAAGACACAACUCUCUAGAAGAUAUUCAGAAAUGCCCACUGAUGACAAUGAGUGCAAAGUGACUAUUUCACCUGAUGAAUUGGAUAAAGAAUUACCAAAACUCAGUAUUUUAAAACCUAUUCUUAAAGUAUUUGGAUGGCAGCUGUUUUUUACAGGAUCAUUGAAAUUCAUUUCUAGUCUUAUCACAUUUGUGAAUCCUUUAAUUUUGGAUAAAGUUAUUGCCUUUGUUGGAAGCAAUGAUCCUUAUUGGAUGGGAGUGGUGUAUGCUCUUGGAAUGUUUUUCUCCUCAAUGCUGGAAUCUUUUUUGAACGGUCAAUAUGAAUACAGAAUUUAUAUCAUAGCCAUGAGAAUAAGAUCCUGUGUUAUUUCAGUUGUAUAUAAAAAGGCUUUGACUCUUUCAAACUCGGCCAGGAAGAAUUUCACUGUGGGUGAAGUAGUAAAUUUGAUGUCUGUUGAUACCCAAAGAGUGAUGGAUUAUGUUCAGAUGGUUAACUAUCUGUGGUCUGCUCCCCUUCAAAUUGGAGUCGCUAUAUAUCUCUUAUGGCAACAAUUAGGAAUUGCUACUUUAGGUGGCUUAAGUGUAAUGAUACUCAUGAUACCUCUCAAUGGCGUUAUUAGUGUUUUCAUUCGAAACUUUCAAGUAAGAUUGAUGAAGGAAAAGGAUAUAAGAACUAAAUUAAUGAAUGAGAUUAUGAAUGGUAUUAAAGUUCUGAAAUUGUAUGCAUGGGAAAAUUCUUUCAUUAAAGAAGUGAUGAAGAUAAGAAACAGAGAAGUAGAUAGCUUGAGGGCGCAAGCUUAUUUGAACGCUGCCAUCACUUUUGCAUUUACAGCUGCUCCAUUUCUAGUAUCUCUGGCUAGCUUUACUACGUAUGUUUUGAUUGAUUCCAAUAAUGUAUUAGAUGCUAAUAAGGCUUUUGUUUCUCUGUCAUUAUUCAACAUUCUUCGGCUUCCAACAGCUUUUCUCCCCAUGAUUAUCACAUAUACUGCUAUGUUUGUAGUAUCCCUGAAAAGAAUAAACAAGUACUUACAAGGUGAUGAAUUGGAUAAGAGUAUUAUUGAACACAAUCAAUCUGAAAGGGAUGCUGUUGUUAUUGAGAAUGGCACAUUUUCUUGGACAAAGUCUGAUCCUCCCACCCUCACUAAUUUGAACUUAAGUGUGAAAGAAGGAUCAUUGGUUGCUGUUGUUGGACAGGUUGGUGCAGGAAAAUCUUCACUUCUGUCUGCUUUACUUGGUGACAUGGUUAAGUGGUGUGGAAGAAUAAAUGUAAAAGGAAGUGUUGCAUAUGUGCCACAGCAAGCCUGGAUUCAAAAUGCCACCCUUAGAAAGAAUGUUCUUUUUACUAAGCGAUAUGAUGAGCCAUGGUAUAAACGUGUAUUGGAGGCUUGUGCUCUUUCUCAAGAUUUAGAAAUUUUGCCAGGAGGGGAUCAAACUGAGAUUGGAGAAAAAGGUAUCAAUCUCAGUGGUGGACAGAAACAAAGAGUAAGCUUAGCGAGAGCUGUCUAUAAUGAUGCUGACAUAUAUUACUUGGAUGAUCCACUCAGUGCUGUUGAUGCUCAUGUUGGGAAACAUAUAUUUGAGCAGGUUAUUGGACCAAAAGGAGUUCUUAAGAAAAAGUGUGUUUUCAGACAACUGUCAAAACUAAGUGAUGGAACUGAUUCAGAUACAGCUAGUCCUGCAAAAUCUGAAAGGUCUCCUUCAGUAAUAGGAUCUGAAGAUGGUCUGCGUAAAAGAGCUAAAAGUUGGAAAGAUUCUUAUCAUCGGAGAGCCAGUAAAAAAUCUGCUGUAGAAAAGCCUAAAACUGGAACCAGGCUCACAGAAAAGGAAGGAAUGGAAGUUGGAUCAGUUAAAGCAUCUGUGUAUGUUGAUUACAUGAAAUCUUAUGGUUACUGGAACACAUUCUGGACAAUUUUGAGUUACACUUUGUGUACAGCAUUCAGUCUUGGAUCUAGUUUAUGGCUUUCUGCAUGGAGUGCAGAUGCUACUGACCCUGUGAAAAGUGCCGAUACAAAAUUACGUGAUUUACGUUUAGGUGUUUAUGGUGGACUGGGUUUUGGUGAAAUUGUUUUCACUAUAGUGACUGCCGUUCUCAUGAACCUUGCUUGUCUUCGAGCCUCAACAAUUCUUCACAAUGUCAUGCUGAAUCACAUAAUGCAUGCACCGAUGUCAUUUUUUGACACAACUCCUUUAGGAAGACUAUUAAACAGGUUCUCUAAAGACAUUGAUACAGCUGAUGUCACGAUUCGAUUCAACAUAAGAAUUCUACUUAUUAUGUCAUUCAGAACUUUAGGUGCAAUCAUCAUAAUUUGCUUGGAAACACCAAUAUUUAUUGUGGCUGCAAUUCCUCUUGGUAUUUUAUAUUAUUUCCUACAGAAAUUCUACAUACCAACUUCUCGGCAGCUAAAGAGAUUAGAGUCGACCACUCGUUCUCCUGUUUAUUCCCAUUUUUCAGAAACUGUUACCGGUGCCACUUCUAUUAGAGCUUUUAGAGCAGAUCAGCAGUUUAUGACCCAUUCAAACAACCUAGUAGAUAUUAAUAAUGAAUCCUAUUAUCCUAGUCUUGGAGCUAGCAGGUGGUUGGCUAUUCAUUUAGAGUUUCUUGGAUAUACAGUUGUUUUCUUAGCUGCUCUUUUUGCUAUUUUGGCAAGAGAUACUUUGAGUCCAGGAAUAGCUGGGUUAUCAGUCAGCUAUGCGCUGCAGAUGACUGGCCAAUUAAACAUGCUUGUUAGGGCCACAGCUGAUGUUGAGACUAACAUUGUUUCUGUUGAGAGAUGUUUAGAAUAUACCAAAACUCCAGUAGAAGCUGAUUGGACAAAUGAAAAAAAUAAACCUGAUCCAUCAUGGCCUUCAGAUGGUAAUAUUAAGUUUGAACAGUAUGCCACGAGAUACAGAGAAGGAUUGGAAUUAGUUUUAAAAGGAAUUUCAUGCAACAUUAAUCCAUCUGAAAGGUGUGGCAUUGUAGGGCGAACAGGUGCAGGAAAAUCAUCCUUGACUCUAGCUUUGUUUCGCAUUGUUGAGGCUGCUGGUGGAAAAAUUCUUAUUGAUGGAGUAGAAAUUGCAAAACUUGGCCUCCAUGACUUGCGUUCUAAGUUGACAAUCAUUCCUCAGGAUCCAGUUCUUUUUACUGGUACAAUGAGAACAAAUCUUGAUCCAUUUGGCUCCUAUAGUGAUGAUGCUUUAUGGUUAGCUUUAGAACAAGCACAUCUGAAAGAUUUUGUUAGAUCUCUUGAAACAGGCUUAGAUCACGAAAUUUCAGAAGGUGGAGAAAAUUUAAGUGUUGGUCAAAGGCAGUUAGUGUGCUUGGCCAGAGCAUUGCUACGUAAAAGCAGAGUUCUUGUUCUUGAUGAAGCAACUGCAGCUGUUGAUGUUGAAACAGAUGAGCUCAUACAAUCUACUAUCCGUACAAAAUUUACUGACUGCACAGUUUUAACCAUUGCACAUAGACUAAACACUAUCAUGGAUUAUGACAAGGUUAUUGUAUUAAGUAAAGGAGAAAUUGUAGAAAUGGAUUCACCAGAAAACCUUCUUAAAAAUGAGAAUUCUAUAUUCUAUAGUAUGGCAAAAGAUGCUGGACUUGUUUAAUUGAAAAAAAAAACUCUCUUUAUGUACAUUGUGAUACUUCUAUAUUUAAAUAAAUUUUACAUCUAAACAGGCAAUAAGUCACCUAAGAUGCCUGUAAUGCUGCUAUACAGUAUUUCAUCUGCUUUUGUGAAUGUAUGUGAAAAAUUUAAAAUUGUACAAAUACUUUGACUGGUCACAUUUUACACAGAGCUGAUUUUGACUUUUUUAAAACUUACGGUUCUUAAAGACUUUUCUAAAUAAAAAUAAACAUUUAUUUCCCAGUUGUAUAAUAUUUAUCUUUUUACAUGAUGUAUAAACUGAAUGAGUUCGAUCUAGUUUAAAAAAUUAGACAAAAGGAAAUCAAAAUAUUUUUGUAAGAUCUAAAUAUUUUUGUAUUUUCGAACAUAAGUAUUUUGAAAGGAAAACUUUUAAGUUCUCUUUAGAUGUAUUUAAAUUAUUCCUUAUCGACUACUUAUUUACUUUUUUUUUCAAUAUGUAAAUAGCUUUUUAUUUUUAAAAAAAAAUAUUUGAAACUCUUUCAAACUUGUUUAAUUUGUGACUAGAAAUAUAUUUGAGUAUAUUUGUGACUAGAAAUAUAUUUGAGUAUAUUUUGUUUUAUUCUUACUAUUUUUUGAAGAAAAUCGUUGGUUUUUGACUCUAGUUGUUGAAUUUUAUGAAGUUUUAGAUGUAUAAGCGGUCAUUUGCACUUAGAUUUAAUAUAUAUCCUAACUUAAUAUUAAUUAGCUAGCUAACUCCUAGCUUUAUUUGAUGUCAGAGUCUGCCUCUUGCAGCUUACUUAGACUCAGUGCCAAAUACUGUUGUUAGAAUGAUAUAAUUAACAGUUAUAGUAAAUAUUUAUUGUGUACAGUAUUGAAAUUCAACUUUUGGAAAUUUAAUAAUUAUUAUUAUAUUAAGUUGAACAAUUUACUUACUUAGAUUCUUAAAUUAUAUGAUUAAUACUAUUACAAUUUUAUGUAAAAACAUGCAUAUAAUUCAAAGUUACUCAAAAUUAAACUACUUAAAAUUGCUUUUUUUUUCAAUGCAAAGUUUAUUUAAAAUUUAUGAAACCAUGUGAAGAAUUUACUAAUGUAGAAUUUAAAACUUUAAAUCAAAGAGAAAGAAUAAAGUAGUUUAAACCCUUUGCCUUCCUUAUUCUAAUGCUUUCCAAACUUUAGCUGAUUGCUUUACAGCUAUACAAACUUGUUUCUCCAAACUAUGAGAUAGAAGUGCUUAGUAGAGAAAAUCUGUAGCUAGUCAUAAUGUUUGAAGAAUUGUUUUGAAAAAUAUUUGUUAUAAAUAAAUUUAACUGAAAAAAAAAUUUAUUAGAAAGAUCUUUCUCUCUUUUUAAUUUCGGCAAAUUGUUAUCCUAAUUCCACCUUGUUUUUUAAUAAUGUAAAUGUACUUCAUAUUGUAUGGUUGCACAACCUUUUUGAAGAAAGAAAAAAAGACCACAAAUAAAAAUGUGGAAAACUUUUAGUUUUUUAAACUUUAAAUAAGUACCUCUACAUUUUGAGAGACUUUAAGCAAAUAAUUCAAUUUUUUUUUCUAAUUUUAUUGAAAUUAGUUUUAAAAAUAGUUAUAAAAUUUUUUAUAUAACUUUUUCAUGGUUGCUACUCGAUGGAGAGAAUAGGGAAAACCUGGAAAAUAAGGCAAUUUAAAAAUCAUCUGCAAUAACAGAAAAUAUGCAGGGAAUUUUUAAUUUUUCCUUGCAAACUAGGAAAAUUACAGGGAACUUUAUUUCUUAUUUUUGUUUUUUAAAAAAUGCCUACCUUUCAAAGUGCAAUCUAUGGGGUAUUGCUCAGCUUUGCUAUCUCAUUUUUAUAGUAUUAUUUGUUAUAUGUAUGUUGAGAUGUUUCUUAUUUCUCUAAGUUUUCUUAAAGCUAGUAUAGUUAUCCUAAUAUAGCUCACACAAGAUCACAGUAAUUGUGGGUUUCCUCUUAAUAUAUUGUGUGUAGGAAAAUCACAUGGAAUUUUUUUGGCCAGAUUUGAGUGGCAACCCUGUUUUUAUAAGUUAAUAUUUUGCUGCCAGUUAGGGUCUGCACAUUAAUCACUUGAGGGCUGCAGGUUUUACACCCCAAUUGUAUUAUGCAUUGUAUUAUGAAACUAUAGUUUUUAUAUAUGUGUGCUAGUUAUAACUGUUAAAAGUUAUGUUGCAGUUAAAUGUUAAAAUUUUCUCAUUUGCAGUUUUGCAUUUCUUUCAGUGCCUGAAGCUACAAAGCUCACUUAAAAAAACAAUACAUCGCUCAAUAACAUAAUGUUAUUUUCUUGUGAUUUAUUAUAGACUGUUUCAUUUUAUAAGGGACUUAAAUGAUCAUUUUAUGUCUUGUAAAUAUCGUAUUAAAUUUUAUUUAUGCUUUGGACUGUGUUAUUUUUUUUUUUUUUUAAAGUUUAUUUUAAAUGUAAUUUAAAUGUGUACAUAUUGUCCAUUUUAGGCAGAUAUUUUUUAGAAUUUUGUAAGUUAUACUUAAAAUUUUUAGUUUGUACUUUAUUAAGCAUUAAUAUAUUUGUUUAAAAAACUGUAUUUAAAUCCAUCCAUCAAUUUUUCUCAAACUGCGUGGCUUAAAGGCGAAUUAUUUCAGUAUUGUUUUGUAAUUUUUGUAAAUUCAAAUAAAAAAUUUUUUAUUAGAA
Molecule: messenger RNA, 7378 nt
Organism: Parasteatoda tepidariorum (common house spider)
Lineage: Eukaryota; Metazoa; Arthropoda; Arachnida; Araneae; Theridiidae
Product: multidrug resistance-associated protein 1
Biological process (GO): transmembrane transport
Cellular component (GO): membrane
Molecular function (GO): ABC-type transporter activity; ATP binding; ATP hydrolysis activity
Source: RefSeq, a predicted model, not a curated record